Molecule: messenger RNA, 803 nt
Organism: Quercus robur (English oak)
Lineage: Eukaryota; Viridiplantae; Streptophyta; Magnoliopsida; Fagales; Fagaceae
Product: protein NONRESPONDING TO OXYLIPINS 2, mitochondrial
Exons: 3
Coding region: 95-382 (95 amino acids)
Source: RefSeq, a predicted model, not a curated record
AAAAAAAAGAAAAAAACGCUAAACCCUCUCACUCUCAGUUGCCAAAACCAAAAACCCUAAACUAAAACCUAACAUUUCUCUUCUGUCUUCUCCAAUGGCCUAUCGAUGUAGAUCUCUUUCACAACCAACAUUCUCUGUCUUCAAAUCGGCAUUCACCAAACCCACUGUUAAGCCCAAAUCGGCACCUUCUUUUCGCACAGUCACGGCCCGCCCUCCUCUCACAACUCCAGGGUCGGUUCCUCAGUUGGGUGCUCUUCAGUCUCUGCUUCCUCUCCACUCAGCGGUCUCUUCGGCCCGGCUCACGUCGUGCCUUGGACUCGAUUCUACGAGCUCCAGGUCGUUGUCUCAGGGUAUGCUUUGCAGUGCAAACCCAGGAGUUUGAUUUUCUCCACUGUUUUAUAUGUAGUAUCUAACUAGGUCUCAGUGUGCCGCGAUGAGAUUACAGUUAGAAGAUAGUGAUUGAUGGAUCAGAGUCAUGCUGCUCUUCUUGGGUUGUCCUUUUCACUAUCACUAAGAGUUGCUUUUGACAGUUCUGUAUGAUUGGGAUAUGGGUGCAAGAAUUCAAUUCUCUGGCUCAUCUUGUUGCUAGAAUUCCUUAAAAUUUGUCUCAGCAUUGAUUGUCUCAGGCAUCUACCAUUUUGUACUUCUUUUUUUAUUUCAAAACCCUUUUGUACUUCUUUUUGAUAAGUGCAUAUUUUGUACUUCUAUAAGAGUUAAAGGUAACAAAGUCGUGGUUUAUCUACCAUAAACUGAUUUAUAUGUGAUAUAGAUCUUCUAUAUAAGAUAUUUAUCUUCUUAGGCGA